Molecule: messenger RNA, 1123 nt
Organism: Carcharodon carcharias (great white shark)
Lineage: Eukaryota; Metazoa; Chordata; Chondrichthyes; Lamniformes; Lamnidae
Gene: coa4
Product: cytochrome c oxidase assembly factor 4 homolog, mitochondrial
Exons: 2
Coding region: 180-434 (84 amino acids)
Biological process (GO): mitochondrial respiratory chain complex IV assembly
Cellular component (GO): mitochondrial intermembrane space
Source: RefSeq, a predicted model, not a curated record
CACAUUUUAGAGGGUCUGUGAGCUCUGUAUUCCAUCCCCUCCGGUUCCUGUGGUCACUGAGCGCCCGCUGACCCGGUUCCGAUUCCGGUGUUGCACACUUCCGCUCCGGGGGACGGGUUUCGACGUGACAUCGGAAGUUGGCUGUUGCUCCGGCUCGGGCAAAGCCGGGGGCUUCUGAAAUGUCCACUCCUGCUUCCCAAGGCCACAACUGGAGCAAGAAGUCAGAGGACGAGGAGGAGGAUCCCGUCGACCAGAUGGUUUCCAGGACGGGUUGUGCUGGUUUCCAUCGCGCCGUCCAGGAUUGCAUGGCAGAACACCAGGACUGGCGCCAGUGCCAGCAGCCGGUGCAGGACUUCAAGCAGUGCAUGGCGGAGUACCAGCGAUUACGAGCCAGCCAACUGGGCAGACACAAACCCAGCUCUGCUGGCAGCUGAAAUCUGGGCAAUGCCCUUUGAGAACCAACAACCCCUUUCUUUUCCAAUCCAAAAAAAAAACAUCUAAAGCGUCAGAGGGAAACGUUUUGCAAGAACUUUGGCUGAAGCUUUGAAUGGUUGUGCCUUGCUCGACAUAGAAACAAGCCACUGGACUCACCUGGUCUAUGUCGCCCUUUCCGCUUCCUGCCGGCCUUCUCCAGCCCUUACUGUUUAAAAACAUACAUGUAAAGUGAACUCGAGACAUCAUUCAGUAACAACUCCCUGUUCUAAUGGAACUGCAGGUCAGCAAGAGCUGCCUGUCAGGAAAGCCUGAUGUGAGAGAUUCAGCACUGUUUGUGUGUGCACAUGUGUGUGCACGCGUGUUUGCAUUGCUAGGUUCAAUCCCUCACAGCCUGGCUUUAGGCUGGAGAGAGUGCCGGAACAGGAGGGGUGAAAUCCUGCUGGUUACAGGACUGCUGUUGGUAAUGGGUGAAGUUUGAAGCAAGUGGAUUGAGGUUCAAGCGGAGGCCUGGUUUACAGUUGGUCAGGAUUAGGGUUACAAAUGGAAAAUGACAGCAUCAGUAAUCAGAAAUUGUCCUUUGAGAACUGGAAAAGCCAAUGCCACCUAGUAUCUAUGAACUGAUCUUUAAAAGCAUACAACUUAAUGCCAAGACUUGCAGUGGUGAAUAAAACUCCAGAAUGUUUCCUAA